Aspergillus fischeri NRRL 181 is the source of this 1017-nucleotide messenger RNA. Its product is annotated as sulfurtransferase. Bases 1 to 1017 code for a protein of 338 amino acids. Gene Ontology annotation, biological process: transsulfuration. Gene Ontology annotation, molecular function: thiosulfate-cyanide sulfurtransferase activity. NCBI's taxonomy places the organism in Eukaryota, Fungi, Ascomycota, Eurotiomycetes, Eurotiales, Aspergillaceae. Gene Ontology annotation, cellular component: mitochondrion. The transcript has 2 exons. The record is from RefSeq and is a predicted model, not a curated record.
AUGGCUUUUGCGACUCUUCGUAGCAUUCCCUCACCGACUCGCUUGGUGCGUCCUACCAUGGCUAUUUCUCAGCACCAGAGUCGCCAGAUCUCAUUCUCUUCCUACCUCGUGUCACCCAGGGAACUCCAUGAAGCUUUGAAGAAGAAUCCGACCACGAAGAUCUCCACUUCUCCGCGUGUAAUCCCUCUAUGUGCCGCGUGGUUCAUGCCCAAUGACCCCGAGGGCCGCAAAGGUAUUGAUGCUUUUCGAAAGCAUCGAAUCCCUCAGGCACGAUUUUUCGAUCUAGACGCGAUCAAGGACUCUGAAUCUCCCUACCCGCAUAUGCUUCCUACUGUGGAAACGUUUGCCGAGGCGAUGAGCGAGCUUGGUAUUCGACGCGACGACGAGGUUGUGGUUUACGAUACGGAAGAGCUUGGUAUCUUCAGCGCCCCUCGUGUUGGCUGGACCUUACGAGUAUUUGGGCAUCCCAGGGUUCAUGUCCUCAACAACUACAGGCUGUGGGUUCGUGAAGGCUAUCCGACGGAGACUGGGGAGCCAGCGCCUGUGGAGAAAACCAGCUACCCACUCACACAGUUCGACUCUAAGCUGGUGAUUCCGUACCGGGAGUUGAAGGAGAUUGCCAAGGAACACCGAAAAGAAGGAUCAAAGGAGGUCGAGAUCCUAGAUGCUAGAUCUUACGGGCGAUGGGCUGGUACUGAUCCCGAACCGCGCCCGGGCUUGUCUUCGGGACAUAUCCCUGGCUCCAGGAGCCUGCCAUUUCAGGAACUUCUUGACCCUGAAACAAAGACCUAUCUUUCUCCUGAAGAGCUGCGCAAGGUCUUUCAGAAGCACGAAGUCGAUGAAGCCAAGUCCAUCAUCAGCACAUGCGGAACCGGCGUGACGGCCAGUAUCAUUGAAACUGCUUUGAAUGUGGCAGAGUAUGGAAAUCCCAGUCUUCGGAGGGUUUACGACGGGAGCUGGACUGAAUGGGCACAGCGUGUCAACGACUCUGAGGGUCUAAUUAAGAAGGCGACCUGA